AGUUAACGGAGGUCCUGGUACGUGGUCAGCAUGGGGAGUGUGUUCUACAACAUGCGGAGAUGGAGACCAAACUCGUACAAGAGCAUGUGACAACCCAGCCCCAGCAAAUGGAGGAAGCGAAUGCAAUCCAAGUGAUCUUACAGAAACACAGUCAUGUAAUGAUGGGGAAUGCCCAGUUAACGGCGGUCCUGGUACCUGGUCAGCAUGGGGAGCGUGUUCUACAACAUGUGGAGAUGGAGACCAAACUCGUACAAGAGCAUGUGACAACCCAGCCCCAGCUAAUGGAGGAAGCGAAUGCAAUCCAAGUGAUUUGACAGACACACAGUCGUGUAAUGACGGGGAAUGUCCAGUUAACGGAGGUCCUGGUACCUGGUCAGCAUGGGGAGCGUGUUCUACAACAUGCGGAGAUGGAGACCAAACUCGUACAAGAGUAUGUGACAAUCCAGCUCCAGCUAAUGGAGGAAGCGAAUGCAAUCCAAGU
Molecule: messenger RNA, 481 nt
Organism: Owenia fusiformis
Lineage: Eukaryota; Metazoa; Annelida; Polychaeta; Sabellida; Oweniidae
Source: the annotation of a GenBank genome assembly